Messenger RNA from Misgurnus anguillicaudatus (oriental weatherfish), 1158 nucleotides. The record is from RefSeq and is a predicted model, not a curated record. Lineage: Eukaryota; Metazoa; Chordata; Actinopteri; Cypriniformes; Cobitidae.
AUGAACAGUAUAAGAGUCUCCAAUGAAGUACUACCCCACAAGGUGACUAAGUACAUUGUAUAUGAAGAUAAACUGCUGGAGCUUUUUAGAAGAUGCCCUGUCUGCACCCGGAGUUUGGUUGUUUCACAGACAACCAUUGGGACACUUCUCCGUGUCAAACAGCACUGUGCUUACUGCGAGUACUCCAGUGAUUGGUCGAGCCAGCCAAUGGUAAACAACAUACCAGCAGGAAACUUGCAGCUCUCUGCAGCUGUUCUGUUCACUGGCUCAUCGUUUUGUCAGAUAUCGAAGUUCUUGGAUGCCUUCAAAAUCCAGGGGAUCUCUGAGUCGUGCUUCCACAAGCAUCAGGCCAAGCUCCUUAUCCCAACCAUAAACUGGCAGUGGAAAAUUGAGCAGGAUGAAGCUAUUAUAAAUGCGAUUGCAGAUGGGGCUGUGACUCUUGGUGGGGACAUGAGAGCUGAUUCACCUGGACAUUCAGCAAAAUAUGGCAGCUACACCAUGAUGGACCUUAAAGCCAAUAGGGUCAUAGACAUCCAGCUAGUACAGAGCAAUGAAGUUGGAAACAGCCAACGGAUGGAGAAGGAGGGAUUUGAAAGAAGCCUGUCUCUUCUUGAGGACAGAGGUGUUGUGGUCCAGUCUUUGGUGACUGAUCGUCACACAGGGGUACAGAAGUUUAUGCGGGAGCAAAAAAAGGACAUUAGACACUUCUUUGACCCUUGGCAUAUGGGAAAAGGGCUUGGUAAGAAAAUUGAUGCCCUUAGUAAGGGUAAGGGACUGCAGGAUGUGGGGCUGUGGAGAAAGAGUGUGGUAAAUCAUCUUUAUUGGUCUGCGACCACAUCAACAUCUGGGGAGGAGGUAGUGGCCAAGUGGAGCUCUGUAGCGAACCACAUUCAGAACAUCCACUGCCACGAAAGCACCCUGUUUCCUUCUUGUCUCCACGAGCCUCUUGUUGGUGAUCAGACAAGACACUGGCUCAAACCAAGCACAGCAGCAUGUGAAAAAUUCACAGCAAUUUUGUUGUCACCACGUCUUCUUAAAAACAUGCAGAAAAUCAGUCGAGAAUACCACACAUCUGGAAUCGAGUGUUUCCACAGCCUCAUUCUGAAGUUCUCACCAAAAAAUUUGGUGUUCUCCUUCAAAGGAAUGUUGUGCAGGUAA